Molecule: messenger RNA, 712 nt
Organism: Mesocricetus auratus (golden hamster)
Lineage: Eukaryota; Metazoa; Chordata; Mammalia; Rodentia; Cricetidae
Gene: Siva1
Product: SIVA1 apoptosis inducing factor
Exons: 4
Coding region: 56-604 (182 amino acids)
Biological process (GO): extrinsic apoptotic signaling pathway
Molecular function (GO): CD27 receptor binding
Source: RefSeq, a predicted model, not a curated record
GACGUGUGUUGGGCGCGCUGUGCGCCGCCGUGCUCCGUGUUUGGUACCCGCUGCCAUGCCCAAGCGGGGCUGCCCGUUCGGGGACGCUUCCCCGCUGCAGCUCAAGGUCCAUGUGGGCCCGAGAGAGCUGAGCCGCGGGGUGUUCGCCGAGCGCUGCUCGCGCGAGGUGUUCGGAAGGAUCUCCUCUUCCCCAGAAAGAACCAGGCAGCUCCUUUUCCAAGGGGCCCAGGCCUGUAGAGACCACAUAUGGGGCGAGAGCUGUUCUGUCAUCCACCUGCCGGAGUCACCGAAGCCUGGCCUGGUGCGGGCCCCUCAAGCUGCAAGGGGACAGAUGCUGAUUGGACCUGAUGGCCGGCUGAUGCGGUGCCAGGCUCAGGCCUCGGAAGCUGGUCUGCCCAGGACAGCUGCCAUCGCCUGCUCAUCCUGCGUGAGAUCCGCGGACGGGAAGGCGGUCUGCAGCCAGUGUGACCGGGCCCUGUGUGGACAAUGUGUUUACACCUGCUGGGGCUGCGGCGCCUUGGCCUGCGUGCUGUGUGGCCUUGCAGAUUACGCUGAUGACGGGGAGAAGAUACUUUGCACCAGCUGCGCUGUGUUUGAAACCUGACGUGGUGGCCAUGGACGGCACAAGAUGCUCACACUGAAGAGAGGAGCUGGCUUUUUAUACAUUAUGUUUUGUACCCCAGUAACGAAUGAAUAAACCUCUAUAUUUGCA